Messenger RNA from Parastagonospora nodorum SN15, 1818 nucleotides. RefSeq lists its product as hypothetical. Gene Ontology annotation, biological process: DNA-templated transcription. Gene Ontology annotation, molecular function: DNA binding; zinc ion binding. The coding region runs from base 1 to 1818 and encodes 605 amino acids. Gene Ontology annotation, cellular component: nucleus. The transcript has 2 exons. The record is from RefSeq and is a predicted model, not a curated record. NCBI's taxonomy places the organism in Eukaryota, Fungi, Ascomycota, Dothideomycetes, Pleosporales, Phaeosphaeriaceae.
AUGGGAUCAUACGAAACAGGCCAGCAAGACACCAUGAAUGAAUCCUUUUCUCCAGGCUUCUUGUUCGAAGACGCUGCUGCUGAUCAAUUCUUCCAUGGGCUGGGAGAAGGUGAAAAUUACUUACAACAUGGCCAGCCAUACAUGGCUGUGGAAGAUGGAAUGAGUCCGGAAGGCUUUCUGGCUAGGAUGGAUAUCGAAGAGUCUCCAAGUUGGCUCAGUUCGAGCUUGAAUGGUAUCCAGCUGGACGCUAACGACAACCUCAAUCCACAAGUGCUAGGACACAGCGGGGACAUGGACCCUUAUCUGUUGCAGCAUUACCGCUACAACUCCACCUGUGCUACUUUCAAGUUCAAGCAGUUGACUGUACAUUCUGUCUGUCAAGAUAAAGUCCCUACCCAGUUCCUAGUCUCGCGGCCUGAAAUAUUUACGGUAGCGAGAAACGAAAUGGGUCUGCGUCAGGUCUCGACUGAGGUUGCAAGAGAAGAGCUGGAGGCGCUCGUGCCGGCCGAUACAGGUCUUCGGCUCAUUACAUUGUUUCGCAGAUUCAUCUUGUCUCAGUAUCCCAUCUUCUCAGAAUCUCACUUUCCGGGACCGCAGUCAAGUCCACCACAUCUACUUGCAGCUGUUUAUAUGGUAGCUCAACCUUUUGCCAAAUUCGAUGAUGUAUUAUCCGUGGAGCUGGCCUACGAGACGUUGAACAACCGAGCCCUCUUCCGGCUUGUGGCCGAAGCUCUACAGUUCGAGACACAUAAUCCCAGUCUGUCGACAGUGCAGACACUGCUACUGCUCGUAUCUCGUCCGUCGACCAAUCCUUUGGUGCUCGAAUCAUCCUUCAAAUGGUCUCUCCACGGCCAACUUGUCUCGACAGCUCAAAACUUGGGACUGCAAUACGACCCAGGCUCUUGGAACAUCGCUCCCUGGCAAAUAUCCCUACGCCGACGAAUCUCAUGCACCAUAUACACAACUGAUAAGUGGUUGGCAUCCAGCCUCGGCAGACCUCCCCUCGUUACGCGCGACACUUGGCUAGUGACAUCAGUCACAAGCAUGGAUUCUAACGAGUCCGGCUUGAGCUCAGAAAUAUGGUUGCACCACAUACUUUACGCAAAGCUUGGCUCAUUACUGGGGGACGUCCUUGCGCAACUCUAUAACCUUUCCAUCAGCUCUUUACGCGCAGUGCAAGAGACUACCUCCAAUGUCCAGCAUACCCUAAACAUCUCAAAAGUACUGCUGCAAGAGUUAUCCGAUUGGCAUCAAGACUGCCCACAGCCCGCUGAAAGCUCAGAUCAAGACGCGGUCUCGCUACCAACAAUUUGUAUUCUUGGCUAUCAUUACGUACAAAUGACCAUUUUUCGGGCCAUCAUGCGACCGUUUGUCGCAAAUUCUGGUCCAGUCGAGACUGGAGAUGCAGUCACUCACAGUCUCACGAAUCACCAAGACGUAAACGGCUUCGCGAGGACUGGAGUCAGGUCUUCAACCACUGCAGCCUCGAAGUAUGUCAAAAGUCUCAGGGAGGAGCAUUUUCACAUGUUCUGGCCGCAUUGGAGUCAGGUGGCCUUUUCUUGCAUCUGUUUCCUCAAUCUACUGAUGGCGAUUACCUCUCCAGACAUGCAGGAAGCAACUACUUGGUUUCGAGACCUGCAUAUGACUAGAAAAGAGAUGCGCCUUAAGUCGAACAUGUUACCCGUAUUGCGAUUGGGCCUACUAAGGAUAGAUGCCUUAUUCUGGAAAGGUAUCGACAAGGUACUACGGCUGCAGCCGCACGUGCAGGAUGCACUAGCUGCAAGUAUGGAUACAAGCACAUCAAACACUGCUAUGUGA